CCCUUAGGUGAUUGCUCCAUUUAGAAUCCAGACACGGCAACUACGUCGGGUUUAUUUCAAUAAUUACAACAAGGUCCUUUGAUGUCCCUAAGGUCUUCGUCUCCAACGCCCUCCCAAAAGACUGCUGCUUUAAAAACCGCAGGACUCACCCACCAUAACGGGAGAACCAUAGCGGCUCUGAAACAUCAGCCGGGACAACACCCAAUACACGUCAAAACUCGGCUACGCCGCCUCCAAUCGACGAAGACCCGGAGCGGCCAACCAAUCCAUCCACCACAAACCAUGCCCGAGGAGAGAAGCCAUCUGGAUGAAACUGGCACCCCGCGUUUUGGAGAACACCUGCACAGAAAACACGUAAGACAGAUCGCGACCUUAACGAUAUCCCUCAAAGCUCCCUAACGGUUCCCUGCACGAGAAGAGCAGCCAUCUGGUCGAAACUGGCACCACUGCGUUUCAGUGAAGACGUGCACACAAAACAUUAAGACAGCCCACGACCUUGAUAAUAUCCCGCAACCUCCCUGAUGGUGCCCUUCUCGAGCAGAGCAUCCAUCUAGUCGAAACUGGCACCACCACGUUUCGGAGAACACCUGCACACCAAACACUAUAAGACAACGCACGACCUCGAGGAUAUCCGACAAGAUCCCUAACGGCGUCGUACCAGCCCCACCAGACGGUGGACGAAACUCAUGAGACUUUAUUGAGACGUGAUGCCGCCGCCAUGAUCUCAACAGCAUCCCCUGCACGAACUUCUACAUACACCCUCAAUGGUUGUGUGCACACAACGAUACAAAGUUCGGGGAUGAUUAACCUUCGCCUAUGUAGCUCCCCUCCGCCUGACGGCCACCGGAGGAGUAGGGGAGGGCGAGGUCGCCGGUGGAAAUCCCUCUCAUGAUACCUCCCCUUUCGCCUUUAAAGUAGUGGAGAAACAAGGAGAGGCUCGCGAUUACAGUAGAGUGAUUGUUGUCGAUCUGGUCCUGUUCUUCCGGCUAACAGCAUGGGCAGUGCUUUUUGAUAAAAGACGGGUUUAUUAACUCAAAAUAUAGCAUCAAGCAUAUACAACACAUCAUGAGCCACAUCUGCCUCUACUUAAUUAGGAUGCACACAGCCAAAAGAAACAAGUCCAAUUAUAAAAUAGUAAGUCGACAUAAUGGUAUCAGCAAAACCAGACAAGACCGGCCAUAUUCCUACACUGAAGGAUGAGGUGGACCGAGCGCCAGUGCGUACAUGGGCAACGUAUGUGAAUGUUUGUAGAAGUUGAUUUCACGGAUCGUAGGUUGACUGUCAUUUCUGGCCAAAGAAAUACCUAAUAUAUUUUGUACAAUCAGCUUGAAUAUUUAGACAUAAUAUCCUCUGUCUAGAACCUAGCUCACAGCUAAAUAUAUUAGUUUGCAUACAACAUAUUAUGUGGUAGUAAAUACAUGCUAGCAGCCCCUUGCGGUGUAUAUUCAUUUUUUUCUUCUAAAUUAUGCUAUUUGCUGAUGAUAUGAUCACGACUAUCCACUAUUCUCCUUCAAAAAUAAUGGGUUACAUGAUGUUCUCGUUAUGCAACUACUCUUAUUGGAUAAAAGCUAUUUAAUUGAUUUAUCUAUUUAUCAAAAUUUUAGGCUUCUAAAAUACUGCUAACUAUUAUUCUGCAAUGGUAUUGUAUGAUAGCCAAAUCUAUUGAUGAUGCCAUGCAGCUUUCACAUAGCUAUGGGUUUCAGCAGAGGGAUUUUGGACAUACUGUUAUUCUUUUUGUUUUAAGCAUUAUCAGAAUAUUGACUGAUUGUAUUUUGGAAGAUUGGGGCACUCCAAGUAUCUCUAAUAAGGAACAUGACAAUAUUUGUGCCAUUGGAGUAAACACGCAUAGGGAUUUAGAUGGCAAGGGGAGUCCGCUUGACAUGAGAGAUAAGCACCGUGAACAACUAUGGAGGAAGAAUAAACUCAUGACUUUAGAAGUUGUUGAGCAGAUCACUGCUAACAAAAAUGCCCAAGUAUUUCUUCGGCUUGUCUAUCUUAACACGUAUGCAGAAGUAUCUUAUUUCUUAAUUUUUUUAUUUUCAUGCAAAUUCUAUCGAUUAGAAGUUUGUAUAUCUCCAACUGCAUACUCCCUACGUAAAAAUAUAAAUUUCAGUGAUUCUUCUCAAUAUAGAUAUGUUUUAGUUGGAAUUUUAGAACUUGUGACCUAAACAAACCUUGGAGUAUAAUUUGACCUUUUUAGCAUGAUAUUAGAUGGUUACUCUAUGCCAAAACAUUUUUUCUUUGAGUUGACUCGGUCUUGCAAUCAUGCUAUGUCGUUUCCAAUCUGACAAAAUUUCAGCUUGCCUGAUGUCAGCAUUAAUUCUACUCCUUCUUUCACAUAUCUUUCUUAAAAUAGGAAAUGUUUUCAUCACAUAUAAGUAGCUUCAUAAGCAAAUGCAAAUCUAUAUGAUCUUUCUUAUGUUUUAGGAUCUAAACACGUAUUAAUAGCCUGUGACGCAUAGUUUUGCUGAAUUUUAACAGACGUAAUGAGUAUGUUGUGGUUUAAUUUAAUAACUUUGCAAAUCCUUUUUAAGGUUUCAGAUUAUUUGGAGAACACUUUUCCAUAUUAUGUAAUUGAUAUUUAAGUGUUUCAUCUAUUUGUGUUUUAUGCUGAUGGAAAACAUUGUUUCCUUUUUGGCUCGGCUAGGGUAGACCUGAAAAUUUCAAAAGUUUGCUUCAGAGAGUUCAACUUACUGUUGCCCUUAAAUCAAAGAAUUUUGCAUCCGCAAAUACUCUGCUAGAUAACUUGAUGAUACAUAUACAGAAGGUUAGAAGCACAUGUUAUCAGUUAGGCAGGAGUAAGCUAUUGAGAGUUAUUGUUAGUACACGACCUUUCAGUUCAACAACAUGCAAUAUGUUUGGAGCUGGAAAGGGCUCUUGUUGGAUUCCUUUUGACUUGUUUAUGGAGAGUGCAAUGGAUGGUAGACAUCUUCGUGCCAUAUCAUCGAUCGAAGCUCUAACAGAACUCUCCAAGAUGCUCCAAGCGAUUACUCGGGCUACCUGGCAAGAGACCUUUCAAGCUUUGUGGAUUUCAGCUUUGCGGCUUAUACAUCGAGACCCAAGCACUCUGGAAGGACCGCUUCCUCAUCUUGAUUCUCGAUUAUGCAUGUUGUUAGCUAUUGUUCCUUUGGCUAUUGCUCCCAUUUUGAAGGAAUAUGCUAACAAUGUCGAGCCGGGAGUGGCCUCUAUUAGAAUAGAAGAAUUAAUGUCUUCUCUACAAGUUCUGGGGCAAUUUUUUGGACUUCUUUCACCCCCUCCAGCAACUGUACAUGCAACAAAUAUUGCAGCUACGAAAGCAGCGAUUGCUGUAUAUAGUUUGAAGGCUGGGAGUGAGAACAUUCACAAUUCUUUGAAAGAUAGUUUCUCUGUUAAAUUGGGAAUAUGUUACAUCUGUUUGUGGAAGCCUGUAUAGCAAGAAAUUUAGUCGAUACAUCCAUUUAUUUAUGUCCGGGCUAUGUUGUUCAUGUUAAAGACUUCUCUCCUGUCCAUCAGUCCCCUUGGUGAGCCUUGAUGGAAGGGUCUCCGCUGAUGGGUCUUAAGGAUGACCUUAUGGUUACACCUGCUUCAAGUGUACCAGAGUUGGAGAAAUUGCAUUUUUUCGCAGUAAAUGGAUCAGAAGUGGAAAAGUUGGCGGCUUCAAAGAUUCUAUGCGGGGCAUCCUUUCUUCGUGGGUGGAACAUUCAAGAACAUGUUGUCCAAAUUGUGCUUGAGCUGCUAUCAACAUUGCUUUCCCAAGAUUCUGGAUCAGAUGGCUAUACUACUCAUCACAUGACUAUAUUGCUUUCUCUCUUAUCUGGGAUUUCUUCCAUUGACACUGUUCAUAUUCUCUCAAUCUAUGGAUUGGUACCAGAACUAGCUGCCAUAUUGAUGCCUCUCUGUGAAAUAUUUGGAUCCUUACCUAAAUCUGACCAUCGGAGUUUCAAUUUCGAAGAUGCUUCUGCGUACUCUAUAUUUUCAAGUGCUUUCUUGCUCCUUCUUCGCUUGUGGAAAUUUCAUAGGCCACCUAUCGAGAAUGCUCUAUCAGGAAAUGGAGUCUCUUCUUGCCAGCUCAAUUUAGACCAUCUUUUGCUAUUACGCAAUAGUCGUCUUGCUUUGAAAAAUCCAUCUAAUGGUUGUACAGUGAGCACACUUCAGUUAGAUCCAUCAUUUAAAAAACCUGUCUACAUUGAUUCACUUCCUAAGCUAAGGGCAUGGUAUUUCCAGAAUCAGGCUUGCAUAUCCUCUACUAUUUCUAGUGCUUACGAGAGGAAGAGCAUCCCCCGACUUGCAAACAAGAUACUUGGAAUUGUAUGUCGGAAAAUGGCAAAAGGUUGUAACCCACUUGUCAAUCUACAAGCAACAUCAAAUUCAAGUAUGAGUGGCUCACCUUUAGGUGCACAAGAAGAUGGUUCUGAAGGGCCACCUGUUACUCCAUGGGAAGUUCUGGAAGUUGUUCCCUUUGUACUUGAGACUGUCUUAAUGGCAUGUGCACAUGAGAGGUUUUCAUCUCGUGAUUUGAUUACAGGUUAUAUUCUUUUUAGGCUUAUUUAUAAUAAUAACUUUAGUUUCCCAUUUUUUCCCUUUAAGCUAUUGUUCAAUACAACAAUAACUUCUUCUUUAUUUGGAAAAAAUAUAAAUCUCUCCAAUUUGGAUAAUUAAACCUUCUGUCCAUGCAUAAUUCAAGAUAUUUGCCAUGGUCAAUGAUUGAUUUAAUUCCUUAUGAAAAACAAAAUAGAAGCUUUUUUGUUUAAUCUCAGCAUUUCAACUUACUUACCAGCCAAGUAUUUGCAUAAGUCUCAAAUUUUAAUUUUUAAAUUGCUCAUUUUAUUCAAUACUUAUUAUAAGGGUAAAGUAAGUUUAAAAAUCCUAUUUUAUGAAUAUUCAUGCAAAAUCCUAAAUUCUAGAUUAUUAACCAAUAAACACAUAUAACUUGGCAUUAGGCUUCUCUUUGUGUGUCUCCGAAACAAACCAUAUUAGUCAAGUUAUAAUCUCCGAUGACUUUUUGACUAAUGUAUAUUCACAAUAUAGAAUAUCAAGAUAAUCUUAGAACUUUCUAGCAAUUUCCCCUUUACCCAUUGGCCACCUAAUCUUUUUGAUACGACAUAAUCUCCUAAUGGUGGUCUUGCCAUGUAGGAUGGCAUUGUAAGCUGGUUUUGUCACAUUAGAGCAACUAAAAGAUGUUGCGGAUGAUGAGUCAAAAAGAAGAAAAACUUGGUUGGGUUUGGAAAAUAGGAGAGUUUGCAAAUUGUCAUGCGAUAGAUGUUAAUUUUUUCCGUCCAACUAUAUAUGUGGAAUUGGGUGAUGUGUAUAGAAUAUUUUGCAUCAUGGCGGAAUUCGGCCAUCUGAUACAUUCUGUGGCAAAACUACCUUCCAAACCAGUACUUGUUGGCUUUUGGAAAGUUUAGGAGGUUAAGUUGACGUUUGCUCUAGUUUGGAGAGUGGAGGGGGUCAAGUAGGCUUUUUCUCACAAGGUUUAGGGGGUUAUAUGGACCUUUCAGAUUUAUAUUAUGAUCUUGUAGAAGAAUAAUUCAUUUCCCAAGCUCCAAUUAUGUGUAGUUACUUUUUUUAUGAUCAUUCGAAAAGCUGCCAAAGGUAUUUUGAAGUAUACAUUUACCCCUGCAUAUUUACUAUCACAUACCAUCAGUCUUAAUUGCAGGUCUGAGAGACCUUGUUGAUUUCCUACCUGCUUCACUUGCUGCUAUUGUAAGUUUCUUUUCAGUAGAAAUUACACGUGGCAUAUGGAAGCCAGUUAUAUUGAACGGUACUGACUGGCCCAGUCCAGCAGCAACUAUUCUAGCAGUUGAGUCUGACAUAAAAGAAGUUCUUGCAUCUGUUGGUGUUCAUAUCAACAUGUCUCCACAACCACGUAUGCCCUUUCUCCGUCUCUUUAUGCAAAUGGUUUUGUUCUAUUUCCUACGGAGAGACUACUUUCAUUUCAAAUUUUCAUGUUUGAUGUCUAUUAACUUAUUUACCCUUAAUGAUUCAUUUUUUUCUAGAUUGAUGCCUCGUUAUUUCCAUUUUUCAUGUCAAACUCAAGUUACACAUGACGUCAUGAAUGUUGCUCAAUAUUGUGGUUUUACCCACUUAUCCUUAAUGCGCAAUUUUAGGAGCCAAAUCUGAAACAUGUAUACAUUAAACGACCGCCUUAAACUAAUAUUACUUACCUACCUGAUAGUAUCUGGUCACAAAAUUGUGUACAAUGACCAAUCAUUACUCGGAACAUCAAUUUCUUAAGAUUCACAUAACAUUUUAAGAUGACAUAUCACUAGUGUUAGCAUUUAAUUGUUUUAUAGUGGAACCUUUGGAAGUCAUAAAAUAUAAGGAUUCAAAUAAAUAAAUAAAGAACUCGAUCAAUACCAUUCAGGUGUGUUGUCGAACUCGAGGAGAUAUUAUCAGACAAGGUUUGGGCACCGUUGUUGGUUAUUGAAAGCGAGAACUCUUCUUUAAUUAGAACUCCCAUUGUUAUCUCCACCUCAAUCGUUCCUUUCACGCAAUAUUUAAUCUGUUUGA
Messenger RNA from Triticum aestivum (bread wheat), 6489 nucleotides. Its product is annotated as mediator of RNA polymerase II transcription subunit 33A-like. The coding region runs from base 3511 to 4638 and encodes 375 amino acids. Lineage: Eukaryota; Viridiplantae; Streptophyta; Magnoliopsida; Poales; Poaceae. Gene Ontology annotation, cellular component: mediator complex. The transcript has 7 exons. The record is from RefSeq and is a predicted model, not a curated record. Gene Ontology annotation, biological process: regulation of phenylpropanoid metabolic process.